CUCGUCCUCUGAUUGGCUAGAAUGGCUCUCCUCCGAUUGGCUAUUUCAUCGCAUCCUGUAGUACCAACACCACCACCGACAAACUUCUCUCUACCGGUGGCCAUGUUUGUUGAUGUGUCAUAUCAAAACUACUUGUGGGCGGAUCAACGACGACAGUAGGUUUAAUGUAGAAAAUUACCAUGGAAGGAUCAGAUACUGCUGCUUCACAAUGGAUGGAUGAAUCAGAGAAAAACAUCGAGCAACGAAGUGAUGAUGAAGUUGCCUGUGAAUCAGUUCCAGACCAUCAGAUGGAAAAUGAAACAAAACUUGGUUCUGGCAUGGAGGGAUUAGUGGAGGAAAAGGACAAUUUAUUAGAAACUGCAUGUAGUUGUGAAAGUGAUGCAAUGCCAUUUGACGAAACGGACCUGCAUUUAAAUCUCUUAGCAGAAUCUAAAAUAUUAUGCGUUGCAACAGGUACAACACAAGGUAGACUUACAAACACUCAAUCAGUAGGUGGAACAGAAGAAACCUUGUUAACUUCUGAUAAAGUAGAAAUUUCAGUUACUACCUGUGAACAUUUUAAAGAUCAGCCUUCAGAUUUUGUUAAGUUGAAUGAUACAGAGUCACUGUGCGCCACUGAUGGAGUUGUGACAGAUCUAUCAUCCUUCUCCGAUGAAAGCAUCUCCAAAUUUGAGCAUUCCAACUCCACCACCUCUGUAAUCGUUAACUGCUCCAACACUCCCAUUCCUGACACUGUCAACUCGCUUUCAUGCAGCCAUCAAAUAAGUGCCUCAAGCAACAAUGACAUGGUCUGUGACAGAAAGUUAAUUUCCCAGACUCAGAAAUCAUCAUCACAGGAGUCACUGUUGGAUCUGCUGGAGCCCAAUCUGUCCUGUCAGUCUGAGGUCCAUAUGGAGAAGACAGGUGGCUUGCCUGUCAAUGGAAUAUCACCUGAUCUGGAGGGCAAUAUGGAAUUUUUCCUGGAGAAAUGUGUCCUGUACAGUUGCACACAACAAGAAAAGGCUAUUCAGGGUUUAUUUGAGGAGAACAAGCGGCACCAAAAGCAUAUCCACGACAUUUGUGCAGAGAAGGACAACAUGGGAGUUGAGCUAAAAAAGAGAGCUGAAACGGAGAGGCUACACAUUGCCCACAUUAAAAAGUUGGAGGGGAGGGUGGAGGAGCUGUUGAAAGAGCUGAAUCUAUCCAAGGACAAGCUUAUUCAUCAAGACCAGGCAGCAAAGGUUUGCUUCUUGAAUAUGCAGAGGGAGAUGACCUGCCGACUCGAACAGGCAAACAAGAAAUGUGAGGAAGCUCGCCAGGAGAAGGAGUCUAUGGUGAUGAAAUAUGUACGUGGGGAGAAGGAAGCACUAGACCUGAGGCGAGACAAGGAAACUUUGGAGAAAAGGCUGAGGGAAACUGUUAAAGAAGUGGACCGCCAGGCUCUGCGAGGCAACCAGCUGUCUCAGGAGAAGGGUCGGCUGCAGCAAAUGUUUGAUGCCAAGGAAGGAGAUGUCAAUAGACUUAUCCGGGAGUUGGAAAAGCUAAAAGAAGAUAACAAUUCUCAUCUAAUUAAGAUCCGGUGGGCACAGAACAAGCUAAAGAGUGAAACUGACGCUCACAAGGAGUCGAAAGACAAGCUGAGGGAGACCAUGUCCAAACUGGCCCAAGCUAAAGAGGAGACAGAGCAAAUCCGCAAAAACUGCCAGGACAUAAUUCGCACUUAUCAGGAAUCAGAAGAACUGAAGUCUAAUGAGCUGGAUGCAAAGCUGAAACAGACCAAAGGAGAACUGGAGAAACACAAAAUGGAACAAACUGAUCAAUUGGAGGUUUGUCGAGCAAAAGCCAAAGAGCUGGAAGAGCUGAAGAGAAGUCAUCAUGACAGCAUAGAAGAGCUCACAACGCUACGUACAAAGAUACAAUGUCUAGAGGACGAGCGCCCACGCUGGGAAGACGAACUAAGCAGGUAUAAAGAGAUCAUCAACAGGCAGAAAGUUGAGAUCAGUCAGCAAAGAGGAAAGCUGGAUGAAAUUACUUUGCUGGAAGAACAUCAUCAACGUGACCAAGAUGAGAUCAUGUCUCUCCGAGAGGAUAUAGACGCCUUACACAACCAGAUAACAGACCUUCAACAAGAUGUUCAGGGAAGUAGGGAACGCGAGGCUGAACUACUGGGCUUUACUGAAAAGAUAAGCAGCAAGAAUGCUCAUCUUCAGUCAGAGAGCAAUGCCCUGCAGUCCCAUCUGGAUCAGCUCUCUACCAGGUUCACUGAGCUGCAAGCCAAACUGGAGGAAACUAUCAGUCAUCUUAAUGACAAGUCACUGCAACUGAAACAUGAGGAGGUGCUGAGGCAGCAACAAGUUGAGGCACUGGAGGAGGAGAAGGCUACUCUGCAGAGUGACCUUAUCCAGCUAAAAACACGGAUGGAGGAGCUGAGGGAUGAACUUGCCACUCAGAAAAGGAAACAAGCUGCCAACAUCAGGGACCUUACUAAACAACUAACACAAGCUCAUAAACGUCUUGAGCAUUCUGAGAACGGGGCCUGUGACCGAGAUGGCAGUAGUAUGGGGAGUCGGUCCAGUUCCUCAGGUACAAUCUCUGGAUUGUCACAAUCUUUGGGCAUCAUGAAACCAUGCUCCCUGAAUGCUCGUGUUGGUGGGUGUAUUGAAGAACGAUCACCUGUCAGCCAGCCAGAUCCUCCUGUGGUGGUUUUGGACAACUUUCCUGAGGUGGACAAGUCCGUGCUAGUUGAGAGAAUCGUCCGUUUGCAAAAGGCGCUUGCACGCAAGCAAGAGAAGAUCGAAUUCAUGGAGGAUCACAUCACGCAACUAGUCGAGGAGAUCCGUAAAAAAAACAAAAUAAUUCAGAGUUACGUGCUCAGAGAAGAAUCAGGGGCCCUCUCGUCAGAGGCCUCUGACAUUAACAAGGCACAUCUGAGCCGACGGGGAGGCAUCAUGGCUUCUCUCUACACUUCCCACCCAGCUGACAGUGGACUGACACUGGACCUGUCCCUAGAGAUUAACAGGAAGCUGCAGGCUGUAUUGGAGGACACACUGCUGAAGAACAUCACUCUUAAGGAGAGUCUACAGACUCUAGGGGCAGAGGUUGAGAGGCUCAUCAAGCAGCAGAGGGGCUCCGGUGAUGCUGGCAGAAGAAACUGAAGGUGUUAUUUUCGGAGAGCUGCUCUUUGAAAGGUGACGCAAAACCUCCGCCAUCCAAUCCCAGAUUCACAAGGACCCAUGAAUGUAUCGUCAUCACAUGUAUGUGGAAAACAAGGACGUCGAGCUCUCACAAGCAUGUGGGAGUCAUUGAACUCUAUCCUAAAACAAAGUGCAAUGCAUUGUCUUUGAUUUGUUGGUUUGAUUUUGUUUUUGUUCUUUCUAAAUUAUUUUAUUUUAUUUUGUUUAAAUAUUUUAGGUUUGUCUUCAUUUUACAUGCUUCCACACACACAGCCAGUUCUGCACAUACUUGGUUAAAGGUGUGCCAUCCGUAUCCUGCAAUUUUCAUUGCACCUUGUGUAUCCCAAUUGUAAUCAGAAGGGGCGUCUACAUCAUGAGCCCACAAUCAUGUAUGUGCUAAUCUCUUUGCAACAGAGGAAUUGCUGGCCAGUGUCUUUCAAUUUUGUUGUUCUGCUGAUUUCUGAAAAUCUCCCAACUGUGAUCAUGAAUAUACAAUUGUAGAUGUGAUUUUAAAAUUAUUUUUUAGAAUUUAUGAUAUAUAUCUGUUUCAAGGAAUAAACUUUUGAGUCUUAAUGUGCAUUUAGGACAAAUAUUGCUGCUCUUAACAUUAAAAUUGUGAAGGGGA
Messenger RNA from Synchiropus splendidus (mandarinfish), 3777 nucleotides. It is a transcript of the gene ccdc186, whose product is annotated as coiled-coil domain-containing protein 186. NCBI's taxonomy places the organism in Eukaryota, Metazoa, Chordata, Actinopteri, Syngnathiformes, Callionymidae. The transcript has 16 exons. The record is from RefSeq and is a predicted model, not a curated record. Gene Ontology annotation, cellular component: trans-Golgi network. Gene Ontology annotation, biological process: vesicle cytoskeletal trafficking. Bases 180 to 3134 code for a protein of 984 amino acids. Gene Ontology annotation, molecular function: small GTPase binding.